GUCUUCAAGCUCUGAAUAUUCCACUUUACGCAAGGAAGUUAUUAAGGGUCAAGGUAUUCCGCUGACCGCCUGGCAUAAGUGGCAGCGCAUGCUCAAUGGCGUUCUCUUUCCAUCGCCAUCUUUGAGACUUGAGAGAAGGACUUCUCCAGGAUCUCACUUAUACAUUAAAAUGCCCAAGCAAAUCCACGAAAUUAAGGAUUUCCUCGUUACUGCGAGAAGAAAGGACGCUAAGUCGGUGAAGAUAAAGAAAACCAAGGACAGCGUCAAGUUCAAAGUACGAUGCAGUAGAUACCUAUACACACUUGUUAUUCAAGAUAAAGAGAAGGCAGAUAAGCUCAAGCAAUCCUUACCACCAGGUUUGGCUGUCAAGGAACUCAAGUGAACAAGACAUCUUUGAAAAACAAUAAAUGUGUAUAAUAAUUUAAAAA
Molecule: messenger RNA, 428 nt
Organism: Actinia tenebrosa (Australian red waratah sea anemone)
Lineage: Eukaryota; Metazoa; Cnidaria; Anthozoa; Actiniaria; Actiniidae
Product: large ribosomal subunit protein eL38
Biological process (GO): translation; protein-RNA complex assembly
Cellular component (GO): ribosome; cytosolic large ribosomal subunit
Molecular function (GO): structural constituent of ribosome
Source: RefSeq, a predicted model, not a curated record